Molecule: messenger RNA, 652 nt
Organism: Nomascus leucogenys (northern white-cheeked gibbon)
Lineage: Eukaryota; Metazoa; Chordata; Mammalia; Primates; Hylobatidae
Exons: 3
Coding region: 1-624 (207 amino acids)
Source: RefSeq, a predicted model, not a curated record
AUGAUUUCCUCUAAGAGGCUGUCCACGGGCCUCAUAGGAACGCACCAAAACCAGGACAUCGCAAGCACAGGCGCGCAGACCCAGACCCUGGCCCCGGCCCGGCUGCAGGGCCGGGCUCCCCACAUCGACAAGGACACCGGAGCUGCCUCGAGAUGCAGAGAGGGCUGCGAAGAGCUGCCUUUGUACUCAGAGCCAGACGCGGCCUACGGGACGGGACCGCCACGUCUGGGGCUUGCGGGCUGCAGGGCGGCGCGGCACGCGUGGGUACACUCUGCGGGGGCGGGCUGCGGCCGCGGGGAACAGCGGCGAGCAGAGGGGGGCCCGCGGGAAAUGCGGUACUGCCCAGCCGCGCCGAGAAGACGGGGAAGGCGAGGCCGGAACACACCCUUCUCUGCACGCCUCGGAGCUCCCCGCCAGUUGGGGAGGGCAGGAGGCUCAGGCCGGAGCCGGGCAGGGGACACCUCCGCCCCCGCCCGGGAGUCCUGUCAGGCCGGCGCCGCGGCGCUCACCGCCGACCCACGGGCUAGCCACGGCCUGACGGGGCCUGGCCCCGGGGCGCCGCCCGCCUGCGGCCCGGUCUCCGCCGUCGCCACACAUGCCCCUCUGAAGAACCCGGCGCGAUGAGAUGAACGUAAGCCGGCCGGGCACGGUG